UCUCCUGCUCGUCCCCGCGCCACUGGGAGCGCGCAGGACCCGUCCCUUCAGCAGCGCAUCCAUCCAUCCUGCCGCGGAGCCGGGUGAUCGUGGAGCCGCACCGAGCGCACACACCGAGAGAGAGGGAGAAAGAGGGAGAGAAAGAGAGCGAGAGACAGAAGAUGGACGGAGUGGGAUCGUUCGGAGCGGGCCGAACCGGGACCGCUGUGGACCCGAUCACGUUCGCCAAGCAGCCGCAGACCAUCCUGAGAGUGCUCUCCUGGAUAUUCUCCCUGGUGGUCUUCGCCUCCAUCGUGAACGAGGGUUAUGUCAACCUGGGCAGUGAGCGCCUUCACUGCGUCUUCAACAGGAACGGUGACGCCUGCAACUACGGCGUGUUUGUGGGCCUGGUGGGCCUGCUGGCAUGCUCCUUCUUCUUCCUUCUCGACUACAAGUUCUCCUCCAUCAGCUCGGUCAAAGACAGGAAGAAGGCUGUGAUGCUGGAGAUUGGCUUCUCAGGUGUUUGGACCUUUCUGUACUUUGUAAGUUUCUGCUUCCUAGCCAAUCAGUGGUCUCGGACCAAAGUCGAUGAUCUGCCUCUCAACCAGGGAGCAGAUGCAGCACGGGCAGCAAUCGCCUUCUCCUUCUUCUCCAUAAUCACAUGGGCUGGCCUAACAGUGCGUGCAGUCCAGAAGUAUCUUCUGGGUACAGACAUGACCCUGUUUACCACUGAGCACAUGGACGGCGCCGCGCCCACCCAGCCGUACCCGUCCAGUUCGCCAGGCGGCGUCCCGGCCGAGACCACAGAAGCCUACCAGAGCCCGCCCUUCACCGAGAACAACACGACCCCCACAUACCAGGUUCCCAUUUACUAGGACAGACGGACGUGACGGUGGAAGAAUUGCAGAUGAGAGGAAAUAGCUUUCUGUGAUUUCUGUUUCAAGUGAAGCUGUUUAUGAGUUGAUCCGGGGCACAGUUUUCAGUCGCUGUUAGAAAAAGCAAAAAAAAAAAAAAAAAGAAAGAAAAUAGUCAGGCGUCUGCUUCUUUGUUUCCUCCUCUCGUUUCCUGCCCCCUCCUGAACAUUCCAGCUUUAUCUGCCUUUUUUCUAGACCUGCAGAAAGGACAUUCCUCCUGCAUCAACGCAGAUAAAUCGAAAUCAAAACCAGAGGAGGGAAAACAGAAGCGGGUCGCGAGUAAAGUGUUUCCAACACCAUUUUGUCAAAGAAAGAGAUGAAGUGCUGAACAAGUUCCACCACAACAAAGCCGUUUUAAAGGCGCUCUCUUGCAGCACCUUGAUCUUGUUGCUUUCAUUCGUUCAGGUGUCCCCUUUUCUUGCAAAAAAAAGGGAAUGCUCUUGUUUUCUUUCUUUUUCUAUCUUUUUUUAAAGCUGCACUGACAACUCCUCCUGAGCUCCCAGCUGGUGAUCAUCUGCACUGAAUCUGUACGUUUCCAGAUGUAGAGAUCAACUAAGUGCCAUAUUGUUCGGAAAGUGACUUAGUUUAGUUGGUUUUCCUCAUGCUGUACACGACGGCAAUGUUUUGAGACCGAGUGCAAUAUCUCGCAUUCUUAUGUACUGUAGGGUAGGCACACACUGUACUGUACUGGAGGUAGAGAGGUCAUAGUCAAGGCAGGUCAACUUUAGGUUCUGCCUCAAAUAACAUACUUCUGAAAUUCCUGUAAACUCCUUACCCUGGAACGUUUCUAAUACAAACAUGCAUAACAAAUGAGCAGCUGUCAAAAUUGAAAUGAUCAUUCCCAGAAUUAGGGUCUUUCUAGGAAUCCUCAGAGAUGAAAAUAGCAUCGCAACGGAGAAUAUUUCUUCUCUGCUUUAUCCCUGUAGAUGAAUUGUGAGACUUUAUUUCAUUCAUGUAGGCAGUUAAGUUUGAUUACAACGAUAACUCAAUUCAUAAACGCAGUGUUUUACUUUUCUGCAGAGCCGAGCAAAAUCUGAAUUAGGCCAUGGGCAGAAUUUUCUUUAGGGGAACCCUCAAGUUUUUUUGUUCGUUUGUUUUGCAUUCACCUCUUAUUAUACAGAUAAUUAAUGAACCAAUUAUAAAUUAAUUUUACUUUGUGAUGUAUUGUGCUUUGGAUGACCACAACAUUAUCUACUUUGAAUUAUUUCUUAUUGACAUUUCUGGUUAAGUGCUCAUUUUAAUCAUUUUCAUCAAUUUAAUAUUCAUUGAUUUUGUUCUCGUUUUUACAUACAGUGAAGAAACGAUAAAACUAUAAACAUCUGACAUUUCUAGUUGGUACACACAGCUGUCCAAAUGUGAAAGGCCUACACAUAUGCUAUAUGUUGAAGGAAAAACCAAAAGCUGCAACAACAUGGAUGAAGAAAAGAAGACCCAAGAAGAGACAUUUUGUUGAAGCAACUUUUGUGUCAGUUUCUGCCUUCAGAGUAUGUGAGCAAAAAGUCUCAUAAUCCAUCCGCAGUGGAUGAGAAUGCAAACGAGGUGUGUAAUCUGAGACAGCAUCCUAUUGUACGAGUGUAAGACGAGGUGUGUAGGAGAAAUUGGGUCCUUUUAUGUUUCCAUUUAUUUUUUUAAAGCUGCCAAACUGUCCUGUGUUGCUAUUGCUCUGUUAGUGUUCAUAGCAUUUUCUUUAGAAUACAGGUGAGCUUUUAUUAAUGUCGGGUCAAGUCUCAGACAAAAGAAAGAAGAAUGAAUCUAAAGUUGAUGUCUGAUCCGUCAAUCCUCCAAUCCCGCGUUUAGAUCUGAGUGGGUUAAUUGUGACAUGGAUUGAUGUCGGGAGGAUGUGGGUCACCGUUUGCUCCGAUGUAUAUAGUACCACCACUUCUGUGCUGUGGUUCACACACACACACACACACACACACACACACACACACACACACACACACACACACACACACACACGCACACACUUGCCAUUUGUCGAUCUGUCAUUGUCAUUGUCAUUGUAAUGAGGGGUUCACAUGAGAGCAACUGAGCGCGUGCACACAGAGAUUAGCAUGCAGGAUUAGAAUAACUGAUGUGUGAGUUUUUGCCACAUAAACCUUUUUUUUUUUCCUCCGCAUGUUUUUGUGACAGUUUUAGUUUUGCUCUAACUUGGAUUGUUUAUAAUUCAUCCUAAAUUGUACUGAAGUUAUCCGAAGUCCAAAGCAUGAAGUCGAGAGGUUUGUUUGUUUUCAAUAAGCAGCACCAAAUGUGAAGGCUUUUCUCAGAAGUCUCAUCUAAUCGGUUAUUUCAACUAUUUAUUAUUAUAAUUUUUUUAACAGUGGGCUUACAAUGCAAGGUGUAACUUUAAGCUCAACUAUAUUCUAACACUAAUAUUUUCUCAAAAGUCAGCUUGGCAAGUUGGACUUAAUAACACUUAAACUUUUUGUAUAGAGUUCAUUAAAUAUAGAAAAUUAAGUCAUUUUUAAGUUGGCUCCGAGGCAUUUUGCAGCGCUUUGCCAGCAGGCAGUAGAGUUAAAAAAAUAUGCCCCAACUCCCCAAAAACCAAAACUCUUGGCUCUUCGCUCAGUGUUUUUCCCAUCACUGUGAUCCUGGUGAUCACUCAUGUAAUUUACACAGAUAGCUGAAUGAGUGUUAAAUUGUGUAAAACAGUUUCAGGUUGCUGAUACUUCUGCAACAGGGAACAUCAGCAGGCAGCUAGAAAUGAAAGCCGAGUGAAAAAAACUCAAACUAAUUUAAAUGUCCAUUUUGGAUUUAAAAAAAAAAAAAAACCCCAGCUUGGGCUUCAGUUUAAUAUUUUAUGUUUUCAUAAAAGUAAUAAAUCACUUUUCAUUUAUUUUUAAUUUCUAAAUUCCGAUGAGGAAAAACUAUUUAUCAAACAAUGCACGGAAUCAAAACAAACGUCUGAUCAUGUGGACAGCUCAUUUGUGUUGCACAUCUGAACCCGACUACUCCCCCUAGUGGUUGUCUGACUUGACUCCCACCGUGUUUACAGCGACCGGCCGCCUGGUGCGUUUGGCCCUAUUCAAUGAAUUUAAACUUUAAAAAGUGAGGUGAAUGCAUUUACACACAUUUAUCUUUCUGAUCACUCCCAAGAGAAAUUCACUUAUUACUUGUGGUGGGAAAUGAUCAUAAUGAUAUUACUUAAGAGGGAGAGGGAAAAAAAAGCAUAAUUGUUUUUGAUUUAAGUCAUUUUUGGGUUAAUGUAAUGAAUUUUGGUUGCUGUCAAGUCAGGAUUAUUUUAUUGUUCUCAGUGCUUCAGUCUCUUAUUCAGUCAGUGUGGUAGAUGAUGAUGAUUAUUAAUAAUUCUAAUAAUAAUAAUUGAUACAAGCAUUCUCUGUGUUUUGUGCUCUGCUCUAUGUACACUAUUGUGGUAUUGGUUGAUUGUGAAAAAAAAAAAAAUCGAAAUAAAGUCUAAAAAAAAAAAAUAAAACCUCAGUAUGUUCAUGAAGUAAAUGGAACUCUUGUGUGUUGCUGUCCGGGGUCCGGUUUGUCCUGUGCUCCUGAAAAUAAGAAAAUAUUAUCAAUAAGAGUUAUUUAUUACGUAGACUGCACUCCUUUUUGCAAAUACUUUGUGGGGAACUCGUUAAACAGGGCCGACGUUGAUGUUUUACGCCAUCGUUCUGUUGUUUUGUGAAGCUGAAGUGAUGAAAAGGCUGUUAGAUGUAGUUCAGCUGGCGCCAUCCGUGGUACCAGAACAAUACAUUGCAUGGAUUUUACAAUACACCCGUCCCUACAGCCCCUCCCCUUUAAAAUAAAUCUAUAAAUAAUACAAGGAUUCUCAUUGACUGACGAAGCGGUGAUGGUUUUUGUAGCGGGCCAGCCCUUUAACAUGUUUCUAAGUUGUUUUCUCCUGUUCUGAAGCUGUAUGGUCUCUUCAGUGUAAACUCGCUGUGUACAGAGAUGUGUGUCACUGUCUGUUACCUGGACUGCAGUCUGACCAUCACGCCAAUAAAAGACAAAAAUCGCUUUU
This is a messenger RNA of Xiphophorus maculatus (southern platyfish), 4866 nucleotides long. It is a transcript of the gene syngr3a, whose product is annotated as synaptogyrin 3. NCBI's taxonomy places the organism in Eukaryota, Metazoa, Chordata, Actinopteri, Cyprinodontiformes, Poeciliidae. Gene Ontology annotation, cellular component: neuromuscular junction; synaptic vesicle membrane. The coding region runs from base 162 to 854 and encodes 230 amino acids. The transcript is spliced from 4 exons. The record is from RefSeq and is a predicted model, not a curated record.